AUGUCAUUAGAUUAAGCAGUAUUAAGAAAAGAAAAGGUUAUUAUACUCUCUGAAUUUAGAAAAUAAAGCGAUACUUUAAUUAAACUAAAGAAAGAAAAAAAAUGUCCAGGAUAUGAAGAUAUAUCAGAUGUAGAUUUAACAGCAGAAAGUAGUUAAAUAUAUUCAUUAAGAAGGCGUUUACAUCAUAUAAAUUAACCAUAUUAUUUUAAAGCGGAUGAUUAAGAAAUAAGAUGUACCUAUGAUCACAUAUUUUAACAUCCAAGAGAAAAGUGGCUUGUUUAUGCUAAAUUUAGAAGAUAUGUUGUUGGAAGAGCUAACAGCUUAUAUUUACCUUUUUACAUAUAACAUACGUUUUAAAAUAAUGACCUAAAUAGAGGUAAUGAUAUGUAAUUAAAGAUGCAAGGCAUUUGGGUUCAUUGUUAUAAUGAUAUAUACCCUCAUAAGAUUAUAAUUGAUCCUGAAAAUAUAUCUAAGAUAAGACCUUUAAGAAUUGGAGAUAUUCAAUAAUUACUUCCAGAUGGUAUUGAGCUUGAUAAAAGUAAAUAUUUAUCUAUUCAUUAAAGGGUAGUUGUAAUGAGUGGAGACGUAGAAUAAAGAAGAGAAAUGAAUAUGCAAAGUUUUAUGGCAUAAGACGAAACGUAAGAAGAAACUUAAGAAUUUGUUGACGAUUAAAAUGUUAAGCUUACAUCAGACACACCAAAAGUUAAAAAAGAAAGAAAAACCGUUAAAGUUAAAUCUCUUAAAAAAUAAGUAGAAGCUAUAUCAGCAUAAGUAAAAGAAAAAUUACAAACAGACUUUGGCGCUAUAAAAGAUGAAAAGAAAAAAUGA
Molecule: messenger RNA, 828 nt
Organism: Ichthyophthirius multifiliis
Lineage: Eukaryota; Ciliophora; Oligohymenophorea; Hymenostomatida
Exons: 3
Biological process (GO): translation
Source: RefSeq, a predicted model, not a curated record